Messenger RNA from Teleopsis dalmanni, 345 nucleotides. RefSeq names its product electron transfer flavoprotein regulatory factor 1 (gene osi). Gene Ontology annotation, biological process: respiratory electron transport chain. The record is from RefSeq and is a predicted model, not a curated record. The transcript has 2 exons. Bases 68 to 316 code for a protein of 82 amino acids. Gene Ontology annotation, cellular component: mitochondrion. NCBI's taxonomy places the organism in Eukaryota, Metazoa, Arthropoda, Insecta, Diptera, Diopsidae.
UUCAUAUAAAUUUUCAUAAUAAAAUAACUUAAGUUAAAAAUUGAUAAUAAUAUAACGAAUAAUUGUUAUGUCUGAGCUGCGCUCAAAAGUAUUGCAGUUAUACAAGCACUUACAAUACUUGGGCCGGGAAUAUCCUGGAACAAAUGGAGCUGAGAAAUUUCGAAAAAAAUGUCAUAAUGCUUUUAUGGCAAAUAAAGAUGAAAAAGACCCGAGAAAAAUAAAGGCACUUUUAGCGCAGGGACGUUAUGUGGCAAAAGAAGUUGAGGCACUUUACUCAUUACGCAAAUAUCGGGCAAUGAAAAAGCGUUACGAAUAAAAUAAGUUAAUAAAUAAUUGUUAAAUAUA